Dinoponera quadriceps is the source of this 771-nucleotide messenger RNA. RefSeq lists its product as uncharacterized. NCBI's taxonomy places the organism in Eukaryota, Metazoa, Arthropoda, Insecta, Hymenoptera, Formicidae. The record is from RefSeq and is a predicted model, not a curated record. The transcript has 4 exons. The coding region runs from base 1 to 771 and encodes 256 amino acids.
AUGUCACCGAGCCCCGCCAGAGUUGAGGAGGAGGGUUGGAGAUGCCCUCAAAAAGGGGGCUCGGAGACUUGCGCCCAAAUAUGGAUGGGCCUGAAGAGUCGUGUCCUUCGGGAGGCCGAGAAAGCCCGUCUCAGGGACAAGGAGCCCGAGCUUGGAUGGUCAGACCCGGGUUUGGACUCUAGUAUGGAGAAUGUGGUACAGGGGCCGUCACCCGCGGAGCACAUUAGGGUGCUCCGAAGCCAAGGCAGGUGUGACGCCCUGUUAAAGACAGAAAUCCUGGAGAUGACGGAGCUCCGUUAUCUCAAGAAAAUUAAGGAAAAGAUAGCUUCUCAGACGAGUAAUAUAGGCCAGACCUGGGUCGUGAAGGAGGCCAGAGAUAAAGCCGAGAUGGAGAUAGUGACCUUGAAGUGGCCGAAAUGGAAAAGGAUCACGAUACCGUUCAAGACGGAGGACCUCCGGCUGACCGGUCUUGACUACUCGGUCACGCCGGGGGACGUAAGGGCGGCUUUUGCGGUCGCAGGUGGGUGCCCACCCGAAGAGAUUCGGGUGGGCGACAUCAGGCGGGCGACGGGGAGCCUUGGCAUGAUUUGGGCCCCGAUGACCGCCGCGAUAAAGGCGGCCAGAACGGCUCGCAUUCGUGUGGGCUGGGACAUUGUGGGGGUCGCGUUGCUUAAGGCGCGACCCCUGCAGUGCAUCGGCUGCCUAGGCUUCGGGCACGUCAAAUCGGCGUGUCCGAGCCCAGAGAUGGAGCAGGCCCGGUGUUAUCUGUGA